AUGUCAGAAGUAAGGGGGAAAAAAAGUUCUUGGUAUCCACUUCAAAACAUGAGUAAUACACUUAGUCAUGGAUUUGUUGAACCAGUUUUAAAAGUUUUAAAAACACCUGUUCAAGAUUUAACAUAUGGAAGAGAUUCAAUUCCAGUAACUCCAUCAGAACGAGUUUUACGUUCAGACCCUUAUGUACAAUCAGAAUUUAGAAUUCCAUUUCCAUAUAAUAGUAAUGGCAAUAAAUUUAUAUAUUAUCAAACUUGGUUUUUACCAACGGCAAAUUUAAUACGUGAUGUAGAUGUCUUUUAUAUUCAUGGUUUGAAUGAUUAUGGGGGUCGUUUUGCCGAAGUUUGUAAACCAUUUUUAGAACAAGGAUUUCGUGUUAUUGCAUUAGAUUUACCUGGUUUUGGGAGGUCUAGUGGGUUACAUGCAUAUUUUUCAGACUUUAAAGAACUUACCGAUGCGGUUCAUCUUGUCAUUAAUCAUGUAAAGGAACAAAAUGCUCUCGUAAACAAAAGACGAAAGACAAUCUUAAUUGGAGAAUCUCUUGGAGGAAUGAUUGUUUUAACCUAUGCAAUAAAACAUCCUGAAACUUUUGAUGCAUUUAAUGUAUUAGCACCUCUUAUCUAUGUUUCUUCUGAAAGUCAACCUGGUAAAGCUGCUGAAAUUAUAGCAAAGGUUUUGAUUAAAACUCCACUCGGACGGUUGCCAUUGGUCGCUGCUCAUCGUGGUAAACUUAGCAGUGAUCCUGAAGUAGAAAAGGAAUUUCAAGAAGAUCCAAUGACAUAUAGUGGAAAUUUACGAUGUUCUACUGGUUUAGCACUACGGAGAAAUAUCAUAUGGCUAGGGCAAAAUCUUGGAGAAAUAAAGAAACCAUUCUUAGCACAACAUGGUAUAAAUGAUCGAGCAACAGAUUGUAAUGGAACCAAAGACAUGUAUAAACAAGCUUCAACACCAGAAGAUUGGAAAUCUAUAAUUUUAUAUGAAGGUUGUGAACAUGCUAUGUUACGAGACCCUGUUGCUGCAGAUAAGAUUAUCAAAGAUUCUGUUGAGUGGCUUAUUUCUAUGGAUGAAAAGUUAGAUUUUUAA
Cetraspora pellucida is the source of this 1080-nucleotide messenger RNA. The record is from the annotation of a GenBank genome assembly. Lineage: Eukaryota; Fungi; Glomeromycota; Glomeromycetes; Diversisporales; Gigasporaceae.